Molecule: messenger RNA, 2866 nt
Organism: Prunus persica (peach)
Lineage: Eukaryota; Viridiplantae; Streptophyta; Magnoliopsida; Rosales; Rosaceae
Exons: 5
Coding region: 433-2679 (748 amino acids)
Source: RefSeq, a predicted model, not a curated record
ACACUUCUUUUAAUGUAGAACAUUUAACCAAAUGGUUGAUUUAGCUUAGGUUAGGGUUAAUUUUAUUUUUUUAUUGCUGCACUAACUUGUGAGCUUGACCUUCUUAACCUCUCUUAAUUUUGUUUAAUCAACUGGUAAUCUGAAAAACCCCCAUCCCCAAAAAUCCGAACUCCAAUCCCAACACCCCUUGUCCCUUCCUCUCUUUGGAUUCUUUCCCUCACACCACAUCACUCCAAAAUACCAAAAUAAAAAAUAAAAAAAUGGGAAUAAAAUAAACAAUUAACAAGCACUGAACGACGCCGUUUCUAUUGUCCUGAGAACCGAAUCCCCCACACUGUCCCCUUCCGCUUUUUUCUCAUUAUUCUUUCCCAAUCCAACGCAGAAAGAACACGACAGACAGACACAGCACAGCCUCGAAACUGAAUAGCGAACAUGGGCUGCACCCAGUCGAAGAUCGAGAACGAAGAAGCAGUGUCCCGAUGCAAAGAGCGGAAGCAGUUCAUGAAGGAAUCGGUGACGUCUCGCAACGCCUUCGCGGCGGCCCACUCCUCCUACGCCAUCUACCUCAAGAACACCGGCGCCGCCUUAAGCGACUACGCCCAGGGCGAAAUCGUGGCCCCCCACCCGGCCCAUAUCCCGGCCCACCAGCCCAAUUUAGCCUCCGUCGCAGCCGCAGCCGCCAUCGGUGUCCCCGCCCCGCCACCUUUCGUCGACAACCUCCCCCCUCCGCCUCCGCCACUCCCCAAAUUCUCCACCUCUCCUCUCCAACGAGCCGCCAGCAUGCCGGAGAUCAAACCCGACCUGCCCAAGCCACGGACCAAGUCCAAGCCCAAGCCCAUCAUCGAGGGGGACGAGGACGAGGACGAUGAGGUGAUUGAGAGUAGCGAGAGCUUGAGGCGGAGGAGUAGGAGCAGCCGGAGCAAGAAAGGGGUUGUGGAGAACGGUGAUCACAAUUUGGAUGGUCCGCCGCCGGUGCCUUCUCCGUCUCCGUCGGUUUCGGUGGAGAGCAGGACGGUACCGCCGCUGCCGCAGCACCGCGACACGCCUUACGACUACUUUUUCUCAGUGGAGGACAUGCCGGCCCCGACGCUGGCCGACGCCGAGGAGAUUGAGCCGAAGUUGUACGAUGAGAGGCCAAAGAUAGUGGAGAAUGAGGAAGAAGAGGAGGCGUUCGAAGAAAGGCCGGAGGGAGUGGAGAAGUAUGAAGAGGAGGAGGUGGAGGUGGAGAGAAGCGCGAAAGUGGAGGAGGUGGUGGUGGCGCCGCAGCUGCCGGUGGUGGAUGAGGUGGGCGGUGGGUCCGUCGGGAAGAGCUUGAAGAAGGCCAAGGCCCCGGUGCCAAAAGGGAGUGUGAAUUUGUUGCAGAUAUUUGCAGAGCUUGAUGACCAUUUUCUCAAGGCUUCAGAGAGUGCCCAUGAUGUUUCCAAGAUGUUGGAGGCCACCAGGCUCCACUAUCACUCGAAUUUUGCUGAUAAUCGAGGGCAUAUAGAUCACUCUGCUAGAGUGAUGCGUGUUAUUACAUGGAAUCGUUCUUUUAGAGGAAUUCCAAAUGUCGAUGAUGGCAAGGAUGACUUCGACUCCGAUGAGCAUGAAACUCAUGCUACAGUCUUGGAUAAGUUGCUGGCAUGGGAGAAAAAGCUAUAUGACGAAGUCAAGGCAGGUGAGCUUAUGAAAUUUGAGUACCAAAAGAAGGUUGCCUCGCUGAACAGGCUUAAGAAACGGGGUAAUUCUGAAGCAUCGGAGAAAGCAAAAGCAGCCGUAAGUCAUCUACAUACAAGAUACAUUGUUGACAUGCAGUCUAUGGAUUCAACAGUAUCAGAGAUAAACUCUUUACGAGACGGACGGUUGUACCCAAAACUUGUUCAGCUUGUCGAGGGGAUGGCUACUAUGUGGGAAAUCAUGCGAAUUCACCAUGAGACCCAAUCAAAGAGGGUAACAGCCCUCAGGUCUUUUGACGUCUCCCAUUGUCCCAAGCAAACAAGUCAGCACCAUCAUGAGCGCACAAUCCAGCUGCUUGGUGUUGUGCAAGGGUGGCAUUCUGAGAUUGGGAAGCUUGUGGCUUAUCAAAAGGUGUACAUCAAGGCCCUCAACAAUUGGUUAAAACUCAAUCUAAUCCCUAUUGAGAGCAGCUUGAAGGAGAAAGUUUCUUCCCCACCAAGAAUUCAACGACCCCCCAUUCAGGGACUCCUCCUUGCGUGGCAGGAUCAUCUAGAGAAACUUCCAGAUGAUGUCGCAAGAACUGCUAUACAUAACUUUGGUGCUGUAAUAAGUACUAUAGUGACUCUCCAAGAGGAUGAAAUUAAAAUGAAGGACAAAUGUGAAGAAACCCGGAAAGAGCUUGCCCGCAAGACAAGACAUUUUGAAGACUGGUGCAAUAAAAAUAUGCACAAGACCAUUCCGGACGAAAUAGAUCCAGACGGGCCAGAAGGCCACACUCGAAAUGAUGUGGUUGCAGAAAAGCAGUUUGCUGUGGAAAUAGUGAAGAAGAGGUUAGAAGAGGAGGAGGAAGCCUAUGAACGGCUAUGCAUUCAGGUGAGAGAGAAGUCGAUAGCAAGUAUUAAAUCUCGCUUACCGGAACUGUUUAGGGCAUUGUCGGAUUUUGCUUCUUCGUGUUCAGAAAUGUACAGAAGCUUGAGGCCUAGAUCACCUCAUAGUCCAAGUCAGAGCUCAGCAAGAGAGUAAGUUUGUAUGUAUAAUUUGCCCAUUUGUUUUUUGUUUUCAUUUUAAUAAUUUUUGUCCUGAUUCUAGUGUCAAUUUGUAUCUAUCGGUAACUUAUAGGAUUUUGCAAUUUUCAUAUGGGACAAGCCCUGAAAAUCAUAUACGUGAAGUUGAUUUCAAUAUAUUGAGGAAGGACCAUUUUUUUGUAUUC